CCAUCGUAUAUUUCUGUUGGUCCAUAUCAAAGUCAAACCAGAAUCCGUUAUAUAGCAAUAUGUGCAAUACAGAAAUGUGGUGUUAGUCAAGUUAAAUACCAAAUAUUAAUUUCCAAAACCAGAAAUAAGUCUGCCAGUUAAAGUUUGCUGAUCUUCACAUGCUCUGUAAUUCUCUCUGAUACAGCAAGUUAUCACAGAAGUAAUUAAACAAGCAUUUAAUCCAUAUGGUUUUCCAUAUGAUCCUUCAAGUAGUUGUUGAAGAAUGGUCGAAAUAUAUGUAUUAAACUUAGUUUCAACUAUCAAACUGGUGUAAGUGAUAUCUGUAGCUGUAGCUUUGCCCUUAUUUGUUAUAAUCUGCGUCACUCUUUACGUGCAAAAGUUCCAAAGAACUUGGCAGAUUCCAAUUAAAUAUUCAAGCCUUUGAAAGUAAGAAAAUAAAUAAACAAAUCUCAGCGCAAUGCUUUUGCACACUUCCCCAAUUAGGGCACGGAUCGACGUCAAGUUGCUAUAAUAAAUCGAGCUGUGCUCGGUACAGCCGGCUCAGUGCAAGGCGCGCGCACUGCCUCUUCAUUCACGAGGGAAAAAAAACAACCAAGAACUUUGGCUCGCUUCGAAGUAGCCGAGUGUAUCAGCGUGAUGCACCUGCAACACUGCACUUCGCCAUCGGCCAGAAAUGCUGCCAGUGACUUUCCAGACGAGUUGCUCACCGAGCACCACCCCGCGACGUCCUCCGGCGCCACCCCAGGGAACCACCCGGCUCUAACAAAACUCCCGGCCGAGCUGACCAGCGAAGAAGACAAUAGAAGCGAGCGCAAUACCUCCAUUGGGUCCGACGCGCAGCGCACUUUGGAUGGGAGCCACGUGGAGAAGCGAAACGCGCCUGAGACGAACCGAGUGCGCACGACGACCGCCACCAUCUCCUCCUCGUCCACCGCGACCAUGUUCUCAUACGCGGCGCAACACGGACACACGCUAACGCCUUUCUCCAUAACCAAUCCGGGUCACUUCGUGGCACAUCAUACCGUCAUUCCAAACGGGCCCUACGACGGAGUCUUGUCAGGUGCGCCUCGACAGAAUUACUCAAGCGCCGGUUAUCCUUACGCACAGGCUUACAGUCAGGCAUAUCAGAGUGGCGCGUUGUACCCGCUCUCUUCGGCGCACGCGGGACUCAUGGCCGGCAAAGCACAAGUGUAUCUUUGCAACCGUGCGCUGUGGCUCAAAUUUCACCGGCACCAGACAGAGAUGAUCAUCACCAAACAAGGGAGACGCAUGUUUCCAUUCCUUAGCUUCAACAUUUCUGGACUUGACCCGACAGCUCAUUAUAAUAUUUUUGUGGAUAUUAUUCUGGCCGAUCCGAACCACUGGCGUUUCCAGGGAGGAAAGUGGGUUCCGUGCGGAAAAGCGGAUACGAAUGUAACAGGAAAUAGAGUGUACAUGCACCCGGACUCUCCAAACACAGGAGCGCACUGGAUGCGUCAAGAGAUUUCGUUCGGUAAACUGAAAUUAACUAACAACAAAGGAGCUUCAAAUAACAGUGGACAGAUGGUCGUCCUCCAAUCGCUCCAUAAGUACCAGCCCCGAGUGCACUUGGUCGAAGUGAAUGAAGACGGGACAGAAGACACCAGCCGGUCCGACCGCGUUCACACGUUCACCUUUCCGGAAACGCAGUUCAUAGCUGUCACUGCAUACCAGAACACGGAUAUCACCCAGCUGAAAAUCGAUCAUAAUCCUUUUGCCAAAGGAUUUCGGGAUAAUUAUGACACGAUUUACACAGCCUGUGACACUGAGCGCCUUAGCCCGUCUUCCUCUGACUCCCAGCGCGCGCAGCUGAUGUCGGCCCGGUACGCGGCUACCAGCUCCCUUCUCCAAGACCAGUUCGUCGGACAUUAUUCGGGUCCGGCGGGGAGCGUGGAGCGCGCGCUCUCUUUCACUAACAGCCUGGGGGGCUCGGAGCAACCUGAGGACAGAUGGUUUAAUAACAGAUUAGAUUUUCCCGCUUCGACUUACGAGGCAGCUGAUCUGACUGGCAGCCUGCCCUCUUUGCUGCCCUACCCUGCCACCGCAGGGGUCAAAGGUCAGACGCUUUCCGCUAGCCCAACUUCUGGUCGCGCGCUUCCUGCCUACUGCGCCACGCAGGCCGGCUGGGAGCCGCGCGCUACGGGUCUGCCGAGCUGGAUCACGGAGACCAAUUUUGAUCGCUCGUAUUUGUCUGAAGACGGACUGAACGUGGAGAAGGACGAGACAGCACCGAUAGUUUCCGAAACGAGCAAAGACAAGGACGCAGCGGAUACAGGAUGGACAGAAACACCUUCUUCGGUGAAAUCCGUCGAUUCAGGCGACUCGGGGAUUUUUGAGCAGGCCAAAAGGAAGAGGAUGUCGCCGCCCGUUUCGGAGGAGCCGUCACCGCUCAAAAGGGACCUCCAUAACGCACACGACGGAGCCCGGAAUAUGAACUACUUCACUUUUUAUUCUCAGAGUUAAACCAGAGACCUUGUGGCAUGGAUCAUAUUCACUUUAUAUUUUUGUUUAGGCCUAUUUAUUUAUUUAUUUGUUUGUUUGUUUGUUUGUUGAGGUCGGUGUCAGAAAAAAUAAAUCCUGAUCAGGCGCAGUAGGCCAUUUGUUUUCAGAAACCGUUGUGACUGAAGCCAUAAAUCUGUACGAGUCAAAAUCGCUAACAGACGCUGAUGAACCGUUUAUAUACAUUUACUUAGGGUUAAUAACUUAGGGUUAAAUACAUUUUGCUGUUGUGGCUGGAGGAGAAUGAUCUUGAUCUUAAAAGGACUACGCCAUGACACCAUUUGAUUUGCGUUUGUUGUCAUAAUUUGUAGAGAGCCAAUGACAAAAAAAAAAAAACGCCGAUUAAAUAAAAUCAGUGUUAAUUAAUUCAAUGUAAUCAGUGUCUAUAGCGUAGACAGAGUAGUUUCAGGCUAAUUAACCUUAACGUCCCUUGCAAAAAAAAAGUAUA
Messenger RNA from Tachysurus fulvidraco (yellow catfish), 2965 nucleotides. RefSeq names its product T-box brain protein 1-like. The transcript has 6 exons. Gene Ontology annotation, cellular component: nucleus. The record is from RefSeq and is a predicted model, not a curated record. Gene Ontology annotation, biological process: regulation of transcription by RNA polymerase II; cell fate specification; commitment of neuronal cell to specific neuron type in forebrain. NCBI's taxonomy places the organism in Eukaryota, Metazoa, Chordata, Actinopteri, Siluriformes, Bagridae. The coding region runs from base 637 to 2481 and encodes 614 amino acids. Gene Ontology annotation, molecular function: DNA-binding transcription factor activity, RNA polymerase II-specific; RNA polymerase II cis-regulatory region sequence-specific DNA binding.